This is a messenger RNA of Mya arenaria, 1086 nucleotides long. RefSeq lists its product as uncharacterized. Gene Ontology annotation, molecular function: calcium ion binding. The record is from RefSeq and is a predicted model, not a curated record. The coding region runs from base 199 to 651 and encodes 150 amino acids. The transcript is spliced from 4 exons. NCBI's taxonomy places the organism in Eukaryota, Metazoa, Mollusca, Bivalvia, Myida, Myidae.
AAUCACGAGUGUCAUACACAACUUUUACAUCGUAAACCAUUCAUAUCGCUUUAUUUAUACCGCAUCGCCGAGCAUUUCAUAUAUCUAAUGCACAAAUAUUUAUAUACACUCUAUUCGCUUCAAAAUCGGAUUUCUGCAUUUGUGGAUUGCACCUCAGGGUAUUCAACUCGUCUUAUUUAAGAAACUGUUUUCGGUAAAAUGGCGGGAACAGUUACGAAGAAACAGGCGGAGGGAUAUUGGAAUAAGUACAACAAGGACGGGAAUGACGAAUUGACCGUGGAAGAGGUUAAACAGUGCCUGCAAGAAGUGUACGAGGAUGGCGUCGACGACUUUGACGUCAACGAAAAGUUUGUGUUCUUCGGUCAAAAGGAGGCCAAGACCUUAACCAAGGACGAGUUUAUGAAGGGAAUGAUGAGGGCUGAUAAAUGCUCGUCUCUGAAGCAGCAAUUCAAGGCCAUGGACAAGGACAAUAGUGGUUCCCUAUCCAAAGAAGAAUUAGAAUCAGGCUUGGACGCCCAGGGUUUUGACAAGGAGCAGGCAAAAAUCAUUGUAGAAGAGCUCGAGUUUGAUUCAGAUGGCAAAUACAGCAUCGAAGAGUUUGUAGAGACUGUUGCAUUCAGUGAAAUGUUCGCGAAAACGUUUUCAUUCUGAGCUUCAGUUAUGACAUUACUCCGGGUUUUGUAUAUGAACGUUGGGGGUGCUACAGUAUGCUAAGUGUACGGAGGUUAACAUAAUCACUUUAUUUAUUUAUCAGACACAUUAAUCGAAUGUUGUACGUGUUUUGCACAGAAAGUGUCAUUUGUGAACAAAACAGACCUUGCAUGAUGAUAAAUACUUCUAAAAAUGGUUCGAAUACGUUCGAUUUCAUUUUGUUUUUACCCAAUGAUUUAACCUAUAAACGCAAGAUUCAUACUAUUAAAUAGGUAAUUGCACAGAACAUGUGAAAACCGCAGUAACAAACUUUCAAUAAUUAAUCGCUUUUUAAGAAUUGACAUUAAACAGCACAGAUACUUUAUUUAUCUAGCAUUUAUAUAUGUCUGUACAUGUAAUCAUAUUGUUUUUCUGCAUUAAAUAUAUAUAAACGGC